Messenger RNA from Paramecium sonneborni, 2793 nucleotides. Lineage: Eukaryota; Ciliophora; Oligohymenophorea; Peniculida; Parameciidae. The record is from the annotation of a GenBank genome assembly.
AUGAAACAAAAUAAAAUACGAAGAAAGUCUUAAUAUGAUUUUCAUGAUUAAGUAGAAUUGCUUUACAAGAAAAUUAUAGUAGAUGAUUCUCCUUUAGAUUUCCUUCAGAAGAGACACUUGCUUUACUAAUUACAAUAGAAUUUAAAGACAACCAGCAUUUCAUUUAGUAAAGUAAUUAUUGCAAAUUUAGAAAUAAGUCCUCAGCAACAUCCAGAUUGCUCAUAUAUUUAAAUGAUAUGGUGUCAAAAUUGAAUCAGAUUGAAUCUAAUCUAGAAAAACAAGAUUGUGAAAGUUUAGAACAUCAUAUACAAGAAAUGGUUUAACAGUAUUCCUCCAUACCUAUUUUAAAUCAAUCUUAAUCCAAACUUAGAUUGUAACAACCAUAAAAGCAAUGGAAUAUGAGCGUUAAGUAAGAAUAGUUCUUAUUAUUAAAAAUAGAUAAUUAGAAUCUUUAAUCCAUUAAUGUGUAAUUGUCUUAAAUAAAUUAUUGAUGGAUAUGAAUUAUUCACAUCUAAAGGUCUUUUAACUUUUCAUGAAUAAACAAAUCUAGUAAAUUAUAUGUUUCUUAUAUAGACAUUUAUAAAAGAGGAAAGAUUAAAUCUUAAAAGACAAUCUUUCAGUUUGUAGAAUUUGUGACUAAGAAAUUAAUAUGAAUACAAUGUAAUAACAUAGUUAAGGUUGUUUAGAAAAGGCAAACAUUAAAAAAUUAUUAGUUCAAGAAAAUUUGAUACUUGCUUCAAUUUCGGAAAAAGCCUAUCAAGUCAAGCAUGAUAUUUAAGUUAAAUAAGGCAUGAAAUUGUAAUUUUUUUAUUAAAUUUCAGAAUGAAAGAAUUGAAAAAUUAAACUAAAAAGUUACUCAAAUAAGAUGAUGUUAAAGAAGAAGAAUUAGGAUCGAUAAAUUAGGCUUUAUCAUCCAUAUAUCAACAUGCAGAAAAGAUUUUCAAUUAACCCGAAAAUGAAGAAUUAAAAUGUAUCUUAUUUAUUUUAUUCAUUUUAGCUAAUAUGUUAUUAGUAUCAGAAUUAUCAAUGGCUUUGUUAAAUAUAACUCAUUAGUAGAGUAAAUAAAUAAUUAUUGAUGCUUAAAAUUCAUUAAAAAAUAGAAUCGAACAUUUAAAAAAGAUUCAAUAAAUACAAAAUAAAGAAACAGAAUCUUAAAUUGAUUCAAUAAAAAAGAAUUUUUUAAAUAAGGCUAAUUCUAUCUCUUUCAUACAUUCAAAAUUUUCAAAUUAGUUAAAUCAAAAUCCUUUGAUGAAGUAAAAUUCUCUUCAAACAAAAGGGAAAGCAAUAAGAAAUCUUUUUGGUGAGAAAGAUAAAUCUGUACGCCUAACUCCAGAUGUUCCAAGUAGAUAAAAUUAGAUUUAAAAAUUGAGUAAAUUUAAAAUGGAGAAAUAAAAUGAAGAAGAAGAAGAAGAUGAAGAUGAUUUUAAUUCUAAGUAGAUCUUAAAAACUGAAGUAAUUGAAGAUGAUGAUGUUGAUAUGAAUAUAUAGAAAGAAAUAUUUAAAGAAAAAGGAUAUAAUUCUGAUACUGAGGUUGUCACUUUCAAAGAGAGUUAAAAUAAUAAUACAGUAAGGAUGGCUGAUUUUGAUAUUAUAAAACCAUUAGGAUAAGGUGCUUUUGGAGGUGUAUUACUUUGUAAAAAGAAAACAUCUCAAGAUUUGUAUGCAAUUAAAAUUAUAGAUUGUGCAAAUUCUUCAUUAGAAACACUGAAAGCUGAGCGUAAUAUAUUUGAAAUAUUAACUGGAGAUUUUGUUGUUAAAGCUUAUUAUUCUUUUGUUCAUGAUCAUUACUAUUGUUUUGUUUAAGAAUAUAUGGUAGGAGGAGAUUUUUCCAAUAUUCUCAAAGUUUAUGGAGCACUUGAUGAAUCUUAUGUUCAAUUUUAUGUGGCUGAAAUAGUUUUAGCUUUAGAAUAUUUAAGAAAAAACAAUAUUGUACAUAGAGAUCUUAAACCUGAUAACAUACUAUUGGAUUGUUAAGGUCAUGCUAAAUUGGCUGAUUUUGGAUUAUCUGCUUAGGGUAUGAAUACAAAAUUGAAAAAAUAAUUAUAGAGAUAAUAACAUUUUAAAAUUAAAGGAAUUGUUGGUGAUAUGAUUCAAAAUUUUAAUGUAAAUUAUGAACCAUAAUACAAUAUUAAUAAAACCCAUAAAAAAUAAUCUAAUGAAACUAAAACAAUAGUUGGUACUCCUGAUUAUAUUUCACCUGAAAUAAUUAAAGGAGUAUCUUCUGAUAAUUAUAGUACAGAUUAUUGGAGUUUAGGUGUUAUUAUGUAUGAAAUGUUAGUUGGUGUUCCUCCUUUCAAUGAUACUACUGUUGAUAGAUUAUUUGAUAAUAUAUUGAAUUUAAGAAUGGAAUGGCCAUAAAUUGGAGAUGAAGAAGACUGUAUAUCUUAAAAUGCUGCAGAUUUAAUUAAAAAAUUAAUGGAUCCAGAUUUUACAAAGAGAAUUGGACAUUUAAAUAUCUAAGAAAUUAAGGAUCAUCCAUUUUUUAAUGGAAUUGAUUGGAAUUAUAUUCGAAAAAUGCCAGGAUUAAUUGUUCCUAGAAUGGUAAUGACUGGAAAUGAAAAACCUAAUUCUGAUAAAAUAGAUGCAUUUUUAAAGAACAUGAAUAAAUAAGAUGAUAAAUAUUAAAAAAUUGCAUAAAACAUUAAAAAAGAACUUUAAAAUUUUGAAAGAAUUGAUUUAUUAUAAUAAAAGAGUGUUGAAGAGGCUUAAAUUAAGAAAAAAAAAUAAUUAUUAUAAAUAAAAGAUAUUGAGUAGUAAAUUUCAAAAUUUCAAAAUCAAAUUUAGAUCAAAUGA